Messenger RNA from Daphnia pulicaria, 2543 nucleotides. RefSeq names its product mRNA-capping enzyme-like. NCBI's taxonomy places the organism in Eukaryota, Metazoa, Arthropoda, Branchiopoda, Diplostraca, Daphniidae. Gene Ontology annotation, molecular function: mRNA 5'-triphosphate monophosphatase activity; protein tyrosine/serine/threonine phosphatase activity; ATP binding. The transcript is spliced from 8 exons. The coding region runs from base 315 to 2114 and encodes 599 amino acids. Gene Ontology annotation, biological process: 7-methylguanosine mRNA capping; protein dephosphorylation. The record is from RefSeq and is a predicted model, not a curated record.
UUGUGCCGAAAAUCAACAUCAUUUGUGCAAGAAAUUUUUCAACGGUUAAAAAUUUCAAAUUCAGCCGACAGUGGUUUGAAAAAAGCUAAAUUUGUUGUCCCCCUUGCGGGACGCUGUAGCAUGUUUACGACAGCAUGAGGACUGAGGAAAAAAACAAAAAGGUAAAAUAACCGUCAGAAGAAACCCAGAGGCUAGAACAAUUUUCGUACGCGUAGUGGGCAGACGUCGUCUAUCAGCUCAGGAAGUAAAGCGAAUUAAAGUUAAAAUCUCGUAAAAUUUUAGCAACUUUGACAACAAUUGUCUGAUAUCGAAAAAUGAGCCGCAAAAGGCAUCUUGACGAUGGGCCAGGCCCGAUUCCUCAACGGUGGCUACACUGUCCUCGAAAAGCCUUUUCUACAGUUGGAGGAACAUUUUUAGCAUUCAAAACUCCACUUGAUGCAAGAUACGAAAAUCAAGUCGACGAUGAAUAUACUUUUCACCCUGAAAUGGUAUUUUCAUCAGUCAAGAAUAUGAAGAUGAAAAUUGGGCUCUGGAUCGAUCUUACUAAUACCAGCCGGUUCUACGACAAGAAUGUAGUAGAAAAAAAUUCAUGUAAAUAUGUGAAACUCAAAUGCAAAGGACAUGGUGAAACUCCCAACCCUGAAACUGUGGACCUCUUCAUCAAGCAAUGCACGGAAUUCAUUUCUCAAAAUCCUUUAGAAAUUAUUGGAGUCCACUGUACCCACGGCUUCAACAGAACUGGCUUUCUCAUUGUUUCAUACUUGGUACAGGCCAUGGACUGGUCAGUAGAAGCUGCGGUCAAUGAAUUUUCUAAAGCAAGACCCCCUGGAAUCUACAAGGAGGACUAUAUACGACAACUAUUCACUCUCUAUGGUGACAUAGAUGACACCACACCUGCUCCUGCCUUGCCAAUGUGGCAUUGUGAGGCUGAUGAUGAUACCCACAUCAAAGAAGAAACAGAAGCUGUUGAUGACAACGAAGAUGAUGACCAAGCCGGCGGCAGUACGGGUGACAAGAAGAAAAAACCACGACGAGAAGCGGCUCAAGCCAAAGCCAAAUUCAUGGAAGGGAUACCCAACGUCAAUCUGGUUACCGAUAUGGAGAUAACAUCUAGAGUACAAAAACGGAUCAAAAACCUCACGGGGUUAAAAUCGUCUGGAUUCACUGGUUGUCAACCAGUUUCCAUGGAUAGAAGGAACAUCCAACUACUGAACAAUCCCUACAAAGUGUCAUGGAAAGCUGACGGCACCAGGUACAUGAUGUUUGUUAUGGGACAAGAACAGGUCUACUUUAUAGACAGAGACAACGCAGUGUUUCAGAUCGAGGGUGUAUCGUUCUUCUCUUCGCAUGAUGGCAAGCGUCAUUUGGUUGACACCUUAGUAGACGGUGAGAUGGUCAUUGAUAAGGCUGACGGGAUGCGCCAUCCGCGCUAUUUGAUCUACGAUCUCGUCUCCCUAGAAGGGAAUAAAGUUUUUCAAGAACAUUUUACGAUCCGCUAUCGUACGAUCAUGAAAGAAAUAAUUGAACCUAGAGUGGUUGCCAUGAAAUCGGGACGGAUUAUCCGAGAACGUGAGCCGAUCGGCAUUCGACGUAAAGAUUUUUGGGAUUUACCAGCUACCUCCGCUCUUUUAGGAGAGAAGUUUAUGAAAAAACUUGGGCAUGAACCUGAUGGUCUCGUUUUCCAACCAAUAGAAGAGAGCUAUACACCAGGUCAGUGCCCAUCCGUUUUGAAGUGGAAACCACCUUCUCACAAUUCUGUUGAUUUUCGACUAGAAAUUGUUAUCGAAAACCGUCCUGGCAUGUUGCGACAACGUCUUGGUUAUUUGUUUGUCGGAGGGAAGAAUGUCACUCCUUUUGCGAUAAUGAAAGCUACUAAGGAGAUGGUCCCCCUUGACAAUAAAAUAGUUGAAUGUCGAUUUGAAAUGAACAACGGCAAAGGAAAAUGGGUCUUUAUGAGGGAAAGAACGGACAAAAGCUUCCCCAAUAGCUUUAAUACUGCUACAGCUGUCUGUCGAAGUAUCAGAGAACCGGUUACCAAGGAGAUGUUAGAGGAAUUCAUUCUUAAUCUAAGACGAAUGUCUCCUCCUCCUCCGCCCCAGCGAAGACCGCAUUAGCAGGAAUUCGUCGUGGUCACCUCUCUUCCUCAUGGUCCUCCCACGCUACUUUUACUUUUGACGUCGCUCAGUUUUCCGCCAACUGUUUAAUUAAUUCUCAAAGGUGUUCCGAGGCGCGACUUAGAAGAAUAUAUGUUUAAUUUAACCCUGUAGGUGCUUCAGUUUAUUUUGUCUGAUUAAUUACUUGAGUUCAUACACUGUAGAAAGUUGGGAGAAAUAAUAGGGCUUUGAACCAUCGAUCAAAUUGUGCUCGACAGUAUCGCAAAUUUUUUUAACUUUACCCGACUUUACCUUCUUUAUCCAAUUUCUUAAGUUGUAGUUCAACAUUCCUCUCAGCAGCAAGAUAAAACCUUGAGUCUGAAUUUUCAUAAUUACCCUUAACAAUGACAGUUUAUUCCCAUGGUUAGAUAAAAGGUAUUUGAUAAUCUG